AUGCUCGGCCACCACGAUGUUCGAAAAUACUUCAAUCGACGGCUAGCAUUGUCAUGUAGCCUUAUCGCCCUCUCCAGCUUCAACUAUGCUUUUGAUAACCAGGGCUUUGCCCAGACGCAAGCCAUGGAUGAUUUUGCGAAAAGAUUUGGGGUCUACGAUGCCAAAACCAAAGCCUGGGCGCUCGACACUCAGUGGAAGUCAUACUUCAACGGAUUGCCCUAUUUGACCUUUGCUUGUGGUGUGAUCAUUGGCAGCUUCAUAAGUGCCCGAUUCGGCCGGCGAUGGUGUAUGUUUGUCAUGAGCAUCUACGCUCUGGCUACCGCCACGAUUACCACCACUUCGCAAUCCAGCAAUCAAAUAUUAGCCGCGAGAAUCCUCAAUUACAUCUAUAUUGGCAUGGAACUCUCUGUCGUUCCUGUGUUCCAAUCCGAGAUUGCUCCCACCCAAGUUCGUGGCUUCAUGGUGGGCACAUAUCAGUUGACCAUUGUGUUCGGAGGAAUGGUGAUUGGCUGGGUUUGCGAUGGAACCAGCAAGAUACACGAUGAACGUUCGUGGAGGAUACCUUUGGGGCUUUUCUUUAUCAUCCCAACCAUCAUAGCAUCUCUCAUAUGGUUUAUUCCAGAGGUUAGAUCUUCUCAAUUUUGGGUUCCUGUGAUGUUCUCCGAUGUUAACCGCGAGCAGUCCCCUCGAUGGCUUCUCAUUCAAGGUCACACGGAAGAAGCGCGAGCCAACUUAACAAAGUUACGAGAAAGAGCAUUCGAUUUGCAUGAAAUCGAGGAAGAAUUCCUUUCAAUUCAAACGGGGUUGCAAAAUGAACCAGAGCAGAGUCAUUUCAAGGAAUUGUUCUCAAGAUCUAACCGAAAGCGAACAGCGAUUGUUGUUGGGCUCAACUUCUUCCAGCAGGCUACGGGACAGGCAUUUGCCUCGCAAUAUGGCACUAUUUAUGUCAAAUCCCUGCAAACGAUAAACAGCUUCAACUUCAACGUCAUUAAUGGCUUCAUCGGACUUGUCAUAGUUUUACUAUGCCUCUACCUCAACGAUAGGGUUGGCAGAAGGCCUUUGCUUUUGAUCGGUGCAGCAAUUCAAGCAACAGCUUUACUUACCAUGGGGGGGCUUGGCGUGAAUAUUCCGUCCUAUUCUCAAAAGUCAGCAAUUGUUGCAAUGCUUUCUUUGUUCACGAUAGGCUUCAAUAUAGGAUGGGCAGCGUUGACAUAUGUUGUCACAACUGAGAUACCAACUCUCCGCUUACGAGACAACUCGCAACGGAUUGCAUCUGUUGCAAAUGUUCUGACAUUUUUCGCUGUUUCGUUUAGUCUGCCAUAUCUUAUGGAUUCCGGUUAUGCAAAUCUUCAGUCAAAGGUCGGCUUUAUUUACGGUAGUCUUUCUAUCGCUUCGAUUGCUUUUGUUUACUUCUGCGUGCCAGAAUGCCAUGGAAGAUCAUUCGAAGAAAUCGACCAGCUAUUUCGGAAGAAUAUCCCACUCAGGAAAUUCUGCAAGCAUGAAAGAUCACUCCAUGAUGAUGAGGCACAUAUCACAGACUUCUCAGCAAGCAAAAAGGUUACUAAUAUCGGCUGA
Messenger RNA from Penicillium soppii, 1575 nucleotides. RefSeq lists its product as uncharacterized. The record is from RefSeq and is a predicted model, not a curated record. Gene Ontology annotation, cellular component: membrane. NCBI's taxonomy places the organism in Eukaryota, Fungi, Ascomycota, Eurotiomycetes, Eurotiales, Aspergillaceae. Gene Ontology annotation, biological process: transmembrane transport; carbohydrate transport. The coding region runs from base 1 to 1575 and encodes 524 amino acids. The transcript is spliced from 6 exons. Gene Ontology annotation, molecular function: carbohydrate:proton symporter activity.